AACUGUAUUAACAUGUGAUGCCCCUGCUUGGAAGUUGGAUGUCAUCCAUGGAUAUGUGCAAUAGACGAUAAAAGAGACGACGACUUGAUGGUCUUGACCUUCAGAACUUUUUAAGUCUUGAACUUAAUACCGCUCUGUAGUUGAUAGUUUAUUGAACGUGGUUUUAAGAAUUGUAUGUGUACGUUCUAAAGUUGGACAUGGUGACCAAUAUCGGUACACACUUAUUUUGAAAGCCAGUACAUGUACGCACAGAUCAAAGUGUGCUGCUUAUGUUGUGAUCAAGACGGAAAACUGUUGCGACAAAAAUGGGAAGCAAAGCUGGACCGAUUCAGCCCCUAGAGGGCAUGCUUUCGGAGCAGAGCAGGUACCGUCCAUUCAACCUGUACUGGUUGGACUCCGCAUUGCACGAGACACUAUUACCUGGGUCGCCAUGGGAACAGGUGCACGCUCAUAUCUGUGCAGAGCUAGCCAGGAGUCUACGGUCAGAUCUCGGAAACCUGGAGGAGGAGAGGAAACAGAUGAUCCUUCAUCUACUUGGGCCGGAGUUUGUCAAACGAUACAUGCCUGGCGUGCAGCACAGGCCUGAUGUAUUGGAUCCGUCAGUCCUUGGAGUCGAACUAAAGAAGCAGUUGCAACGAACCACUCAACUGCUCCUCAGAGACAAACUUGACAGCAUUGUCAGGGAGCUUGGCUACGCCCCUGCGUCAAGCAAUGCCUCGACACCGGUCACCGACAGACAGCAUAGCGAAGAUGGGCAUGGGGACCAGGGAGUAUCGGACAUACAGGCGGUGAUCGACCAUGCGCGGGGGAUCUUUGAGACAGGUUUGGAGAGGAACCUGGUGAUACAAGAGGUGAUAGAGAAACAAGAGCCACAGGAUGUCGAAGAUUUGCCCAGAAGCGGUGUCAAUCUCUCCGGCAGAACCAGUGAUCACCUCGGCAGGUCCCUCAUCACUAUCCUCCAACGAGACCCGAGUCGACUCGACAGCAUAUGCCAGCGUCUGUCAGGGAAGCAACUACCUGCGACAUUGAGGAGCUACCUGUGGGCGGAGAUUCUACUGCAGCUGGUGGAGGAUGGCGGGAGCGGAAGAGAAAAGCCAACAGAAAAAUCUAUCAGGAAGAGGUUUGCAAAGGCCGUGUCAAAGGGCAAGGUGGACAUGAAGAUUACCAAGGCAACAGAGUGUCCAAUAGGAGGGCUCAUAGAAACAGCUGUCAAAGAGAAAUUUGACGCCACUCCAUGCAUGCAGGCCCAGAGACUUGACAAGUUCCACACGCAGGCCAGGGAAGCGCUGAAUAUCCUGUAUACGUACAACCGGAGCUACGAACCAUUCCUGAUUUCCUGGCUGUUCCCUUUGCAAUUGGCAUUCCAGGAACACCAAAGGAAAGAGGAGCACCCCUAUGAAUUGGCGCUGUACCUAGAUCUCCUGCUCACCUAUGCCUUUCCAAAAUGGCCGGAGAUAUUUGCAGUUGCUGAACAGGCAAUGGCUCGGCUAAAGAUGGCUGACACGGAGUUGUACGACCACCUACAGGAAUGUGCCAUCACCAAUGUUAAAGUUAACCCUCAGGAUUUUUUGGUGCAUCUUAUACGUGCAGAGAAGAAGAAAGCAGCUGCUUUAAGUUGGAGCACCAGCACUGAUGAUCCCACGAACUCCUCAACCGGCUCUAUGCCCAAGGAAUUGUUGGCAAACCCACUCAUAUUCCUACGCAAGUGGGUCGGGGAGGGUUUUGUGGGAGUGCUGAACAGCCCUGCUGUGAUGUACAUAUGGGACCAGUGCUUCAUUGAGCGUUGGGACCGGCAGGUUCUAGAAGACGCCUGCCUGGCAUUGCUGCUGCUGCUGAAAGAGAAAUUCAUGAAAGCGAUAGACUACCACCAGAUGAGACAGGUGUUUCUUAACGAGCCGUCAAAGAUAUUGACCCUUGACAUGGUGAGAUCCUAUCAGCAUAUCCGAGAGGGGCAACCACCAAGUGCUGUGCCCAACUUCAACAGGAAGAACGUACUAAGACCAGAAAAGCCUGAAACAGCUUCACCCCAGGCCACUCCAGAACCUGCAGCUGUAGUCACCCCAUCCCCUGUUCCUACCUCCAUGGUUCAACAGACCCCAGAGCCAGUAGACACAGCCCCCAGUACACCCAAGGAAUUGGAACCACAGUUGGAGAGGGUUCAGCUCUGCAGGGCUGGCCUGAGGAAUGUCAGACUCAAACUGAUGUGGAACCUCACCAAAAGCCAGCUCGCCGACUUCCAAAUGGAGAAACUGCUGAUCACUGUUUUCUUAUCCAUCGGGGAUGAGACUCUGCAAGUCAAGCAGAUCAAGGAUUCUGUGAUCAUCUCAUCCUUUGCUAAAGAGAAUGGGAGUCAGGACAUGGAGACAACUUCAGAGCAAUCCUCCAAAGAAAACUUUGGGUCCAAACAUCAGUUGUCAGUGCCAGACAUAAUGUUUUCUGCAAAGGAAAUAGAGUUGUUUAAAUACGACAAGGAACUUGUACCACAAGUGGUUUUGAGAAUUCAGUAUAAAACCACAACAGAAGAAGCAGCUGACGAGGGUGAGCAAGACGCUAACACUUCAGUGGGAUGGGCUUUGAUUCCUGUUUACGAAAAGAAAACUACUCCCUCCACCCCUAAUGGCAACCAAGAUGAAACAGCCGAUGAGGUGUCAACAUGGUCACCUGAUGCAGGUGAUCGGACUGUACCACUGUACUUUGGGGAUGUUCCAGAGGAUGUGACGGCUGAAGGGGCAAUGAAGGAAUUUGCUGAAGAAGAUCUUCUGCGAGAGGGGUCAAAGGUCGGCCUGACAGUGUUUGAUCCAGGGAACUCCCCAUGGGUCGAGCAUGAUCCCAAUCUCUUGGUGACGGCUGAUAGAGAAGUUCCCGUGGAGGAAGGAUUUGAUCUUUACGUCGACGGAGUACGGUUCUUGCCGGAUAACGCUACAAUAUGCAAGGUCACAGGUCGUAUAACUUUGCCCUCCAGCCAGCAUCGGGCAGACAUGGUUACCACCGCCCUGCUGGACUCGCCGGUUCGCUGCCCAACAUUUAAGUAUCGAUACACCAUGUCUGUGGCCGAGGCAACCCAGCUGGCCGUCCUGCGUAUGUACACGGUGGACAAAGUGACGAGGUCCGUGGUGGUUGUAGGAGCGGCUGUUCUACAGCUGUAUGUUGGAGAAUCAACCAAAAAGCUGAAUGCUGGAGGUUUUCAGCUGCGACUGCACGCUGGCAUGCCACCAAUGGAGGAGCUGUCCAUUGAGUCCAUGUCUCAACUCCCCAUCAUCCCGGCCUGCUCACUCCUUGUCCGUCUCUUGCCCAGAUCAGAGGAGUUCAUUCCGGCACCAGACUACGCCAGCGGCUAUUACAGCUCCGACACAUGCAAACCUACAACGUCUGAGCAGAGGAUGAUGGGUCAUUACAUGAAGAGCUCUGCCUGGGCUGAUACAGUCCACAUGGUCCUACAGAGGCUGAGACAGGUGGAAGCGGCCACCGAAGAAUUGAAUGAUGAAGAGUUGACGGCGUGGUCGUUGGACAGACUGGACUUCAAGAAGCAGUCCGAUCCAGACGCUGACAAGAAACCAGAUCGUUUGGAUCUGUUACGCUGUGUGGACUAUGAUGAGGAGGAGGGGUUGUACGUGUCGGUGAUGUCUGCCAAGGCUGUUCGAGGUGAAGGCAAGUACAGCAAUAUCAGCGUUCAUGUCCUACCAGGCAGCGAUGUGACAUCUGAGGGAGAGCUUGGCCCAUCAGACACGGAGCAUUUCCUGGUUCAGGAUGCCAAGUCAUCCAGCCUACAGACUGCGCCGGUCUUCAAGGACCCACCUAAGAAACUUCACCCAAGCUACAGCCCAAGGUCCCUCCUAUUGCUGCGAGUGAUUGGCCUGUCCAUCACCUACAAGCCAGACCCAGCCAAUCAGGGCCCUGGACAGAUGUUUGGCAAGGACGGGACGGAGCCGGUCUCCUUGGAGUCCGACUCCAGACUGGGUUGGAGUCUGCUGCCGUUGUUUGAUAAAGGCUGCGUCACUCAGGGUUCAUACCUGCUGCCAAUCUUUCAGGACGACGGCAAGUUUUCAUUCCUGAAGGAGCUUUCUGAUGCCCCAGAUCUAUAUGGUUGGAUGGUCAGUGCAUUGCAGAAGGGAACCAUCGCUCUGGACACCAGCUAUGCCAGCCUCACUCUCACUCUGUGGGACGGCCAUUUUGACAAGGGCGAGACGGUUCAGUUGCUGAUGGAGGACAGGUUCCUCAACGUGGACGAUUUCCAGAAGUUUGCGGCGGCUGCCGAUGGGGUCAAAGGUCAACCCAUGUCUGACCUGAUCCUACAGAGCUUGCCCCCGGAGGUCAGGGAGGAGGGAGUGCUCAGCGAGAUGUACUGGCGGGAGGAGGAGCGCUUUCAAGAAGUCAUGAAGACAACUUUCAAAGAUGUCAUUGAUAAAAUGAAGCUGACAGAAGACGAGGAACCAAGCAACUCAUGAAUAAAAUGUAUUCAGGAUUACGCAGCUUCAGCACCUAAAUAAAACAAUUAUUUCUGACCGAUUGAGAGCGUUGUCCGGUGAUAUUUUGAAAUACAUGUAAAUAAUAAAGUAGGUAAUACUUUGUUUGGAAAUUUGUAAAAAGAAUCGGAUUUUAAUAUUUUUUUGAAAAUCCUGUUACUUAAUGUUAUUGAGUAUUUACAAGCUGCACUUGAUUCUGUUGGUACCAAAAUGGCACUGUUAACCGUUAGGUGCACAUAUUAUAUGGAUGAGAUAUUACAGAUUAUGACGUUUUUGGGGCGGUUGCUAGCGACUGGCCUGUGCUUUAAUGCUUUUUGUUAUAUCGUGUGCUUGGAUACUGUAAUUUCAUUGGUCAAGAACGGCCACGUGUCCAGUCUGUAAAAAAA
Patiria miniata (bat star) is the source of this 4849-nucleotide messenger RNA. RefSeq lists its product as uncharacterized. Bases 306 to 4445 code for a protein of 1379 amino acids. The transcript is spliced from 24 exons. Lineage: Eukaryota; Metazoa; Echinodermata; Asteroidea; Valvatida; Asterinidae. The record is from RefSeq and is a predicted model, not a curated record.